Molecule: messenger RNA, 4373 nt
Organism: Malaya genurostris
Lineage: Eukaryota; Metazoa; Arthropoda; Insecta; Diptera; Culicidae
Gene: Pkg21D
Product: cGMP-dependent protein kinase, isozyme 1
Exons: 11
Coding region: 314-4120 (1268 amino acids)
Biological process (GO): protein phosphorylation
Molecular function (GO): cGMP-dependent protein kinase activity; ATP binding
Source: RefSeq, a predicted model, not a curated record
GAAAUCACCCCCGAAGUGUGUUCUACUUUGGACCUGAUCAGCUUAGUAAAAAUCAGAAGCAGAGCAACACUCACCAAAAGUAGGUGGAGAGGAAAUAGUAAAAAUCACAACCCAAAACCGGGUCAAACGGCAAAAGUUCAACCUUACUUCGGUCGGUCGGUCGGUCAGUCAGUCAGAACAGAAGUGGCUCAUUUCCAUCCGAUAUAGUGACAGACGGGUGAAGUGCGAGAAGCAGACAGAAGCUGGACACCGGUAGCUGCUUUGCCACCCGUGGCGUAGGCGAACGGUUGAGCUUCAUCGUCAGUGGUUCAGAAUGGAGACGAUUAACAAGGAAAAUAUACAAAUAGGUGAUAAUAAUAUUGGACCAACAGUCAUAGCAGCAGCGACGGCCACGAUAGCCAGCCCUGCACUAACACCACCACCACCAACGACGACGACGACGAUGUCGAUGACGAUUUUCAAGCUGCGAGACGAAAAGUCCCAAAUCGAAAAAUCAGUUCACUCUCAGUCACAGUCGCCGUCGCAGCAGCCAGCGAAUACGGGAUUACGCGCGUGGUUCCGCAAAUCGAAUACUUGUGGCAGUUUGUACGUGAAGUGUAGUUGCAGCUCGUCGGAGGGCGGACCUCAUGCCAAAACUGCAGUAGGGGUGGGUAAAGGUGUGAGUAGUUCUCAAAGCAGCCACAGUCGCAAUCGCAGUAGGCCGUUCUCGACAUCGGAGAAGGAUUUUCGCAAGAUAAAGUUAGUGCAUGCUUUCGCGCAUCCCGACACGACUACUUUGUUUACCGAUGAGAAUAAAUACGCGAAUAACAUUGGAGAAUCACCGACGCGUCCACUGAUUACUUCUGCUCAGGCUGGCGAGUUUGAAGUUCUGCACUCGACACAUUCCAAACGGUUAUCGAUUCCGAACAUCGAUCCGGACUAUGCGUUCCAUCCGGAGUUCGUGCUCAAGAAGAUAACACCGAAAAGUAACGGUUUCAGUAAGGAGGAAAAAUCCGCGUCCAUUUCCAUUCCAUCGUCACGCAAAAUCUACCUGAAGAAAGGAUCCAAAAGCUUCCCAGGACUGUCUCCUUCCAACAGUAGCGUUGAUUCAAUUCUACGCUCUUUCGCGCGAAAUUAUUCGGAAUCCUCGAGUGUAGACGAAGUUAACGAAGAAGAAGAGCAGCAGAGCUGUCAAGCUUGUGGGAUUGAAGAAUUCAGCAGCAGUUCACAGGAUUCGUAUAUUUCAUUUACUGCAGAGCAAGAUCCUAACCGAGGUUCAUUCAGCAACUGCAACAUACGGCAACUUUCGCUCAAAUAUGCCGGAAUCGGUAGUGGAGGGUAUGAAGAAACUAGUUUAGCGAAGGACGACAAAACUAUUAGUGAAGGUGAUAUUCAUUUAGAGGAGGACAAGGAAAGUGUUCCGAUUUCUCCGAGUACAGCUAGCGUUUGUCCGGUUGAAGACCCCUGCUGUAGUGAUAUUGUUUGUGAUAGUGAACAAAGUGUUUGUAAUCGAGUCAGUAACAGCAAUGACAGCAGCCCUCAACCGACGCAGCUGCUAAAUCCGUCUCCGUGUUCGACGGCGAAUCGAACCGUCAAACCAAAGCUAGAUCCUUCGGCGCAUGAGUUUUUCAUUCUAUCCGGAAUCCUAGGACCAAUGGGCAAUGGAUCGUCACUCAUGCGGAAAACCUCCAAGAUUGUGCCGAAUGUCGAUGCACCGGUCAAGGAGAAGAUUCGCAAAAACUCAAAGCUACUGUACGGCAAACGGACGGUCCUAACGAACGGGCGGCGGAAGUCCAUCCCACCUGCCAGCAACUCGGACAGUUUCCAGUCGUACGGCAGCACUCCGACGCUGUCCGGUGAAAACCGCAAAACACUGGAAGAUGAAAUCGUCGGUCUGCGGCAGUUGUUGAAGGUUCGAGAUGAGGAAAUCAGCAAACUGAAGCGGGAGAUUGACAAACUGAAAAGUGUCCUCCAGCAGACGGCAACGAGCAGUUUGGAGCUUCAGCAGCAGCAGGAGAAUCCGACGCCGACGGCCAACUCGAAGGUCAAUCAUGUUGUUGAGGGCGAUCUGCUGUCCAGUAUUCAGACCAACUACGUUAUGGCCGGUCAGCACUUGCCAAUAUCCGAACUGUAUCGCAUCUCCGGCAAGGGUUACAAUUUGAUUCACUCAAAAAUCAGUAAUAAUAAUGGAACUAACGGAAUUACUAAUAGUUAUAACAACAAUAAUAAUAACAACAACAGCGGUAAUAAAGGGGCAGUGCUGAUGGCAAUGAAAAAGCAGGGUGUCUCCGGAGAAAGUUGCGAACUGAUGGGCAGUCCUUCUGAUAUUAAAAUUCCUAAAUAUGAAAAGGAUUACAGCGCCAAGCAACUGAUCAAGGAUGCCAUUUUGGAGAAUGACUUCUUCAAGAACAUCGACUCGUUGCAAAUCCGUGAAAUUGUCGAUUCGAUGUACAGCCGUGAAUACCACAGUGGCGAAUACGUGAUCCACGAGGGUCAGGCCGGGUCCCAUCUGUACGUUUCGGCUUCCGGGGAGUUCGAGGUGCUGAAAGAUGGCCAACUGCUGGGAUGUAUGGGUCCCGGAAAGGCAUUCGGUGAACUGGCCAUUCUGUACAAUUGCACCCGGACGGCUUCGAUUAGAGUUUUGUGUGAUUCGCGAGUUUGGGUUCUGGACCGGCGGGUAUUCCAGCAGAUAAUGAUGCGAACUGGGAUGCAGCGGAUGGAGGAGAAUGUAAACUUCCUGCGGUCGGUGCCUCUACUGAAGAAUCUGAGCAACGAUGUACUUACUAAAAUUGCUGACGUGUUGGAAGUGGAAUUCUACCCGGCCGGGGCGUACAUCAUCCGUCAAGGGGCAGCCGGAGACACGUUCUUCCUAAUCAGCCAGGGUACGGUGAAGGUCACGCAGCGUAUGCCAGGAUGUUCCGCCGAGGAGGAGAUAAGAAUUCUCGGCCGCGGGGAGUACUUUGGCGAGAAGGCUCUCAUCAAGGAGGACAAACGAACGGCAAACAUUAUUGCCAUGUCGCCGGGAGUGGAGUGUCUCACGCUGGAUCGAGAGUCCUUCACCAAGCAUAUCGGGGAUCUGUGCGAGCUGCACGAGAAGGACUAUGGCGAUGCCGAGCGGGUUUUGGCUUUCCGCAAUUUGGAGAACAAUUUACCGGCGUUGGACAUUGUUAAACCGGAACUGAUGGAUGUGGAACUUUACGAUCUGGAAAUAGUGGGGACUUUGGGUGUUGGUGGUUUCGGGCGGGUUGAAUUGGUCAAAUUGGAACGAAACGGGGUUGUUCAGGUGUAUGCCCUCAAAUGUAUGAAGAAGAAACAUAUCGUAGAUACUCGACAGCAGGAGCACGUGUACAGCGAGCGGAAGAUUAUGUUGGCCUGCAACAGUCCUUUCAUCUGUCGACUCUAUCGAACAUAUCGAAACGACCGGUACGUCUAUAUGCUGUUGGAAGCUUGCAUGGGCGGUGAGGUGUGGACAAUUCUGAGGGACCGCUCGUACUUCGACGAUGGAACGGCAAAAUUCAUCGUCGGAUGUGUGCUGAAGGCGUUCGAGUUUCUGCAUGCCAGAGGCAUUGUGUAUCGUGAUCUGAAGCCGGAAAAUCUUCUGCUGGACUCGAAGGGAUAUGUGAAAUUGGUGGACUUUGGAUUCUCAAAAUUUAUCGGAUACAGCAGUAAGACAUGGACAUUUUGCGGAACACCCGAAUACGUAGCUCCCGAGAUUGUACUGAACAGAGGUCAUGAUCGAUCCGUCGAUUACUGGGCGCUUGGAGUGUUGAUCCACGAGCUGCUGACUGGAAUACCUCCGUUCGCAGCGGCUGACCCGAUGAAGACGUACAACAUCAUUCUGAAGGGAAUUGACAUGGUAAAUUUUCCGAAGCACAUGUCCCGCUCGGCAAUCAGCCUAAUCAAACGGCUCUGUCGGGAUAUCCCCUCGGAACGGUUGGGUUACCAGCGGGGAGGAGUUCAGGAUAUUAAAAAGCACAAAUGGUUCCAGGGAUUCGAUUGGGAAGGACUGGCGAAUCUAACCCUGAAAUCUCCACUGCAACCGAAGCUGAAAGGACCGAUGGAUUUAUCCAAUUUCGACGUGUUUCCAAAGGACACCGAGACGGCACCGGACGAGAAUUCCGGGUGGGAUGCAAACUUCUGAGCAGACCAGGAAGGAGCAUUGUGCGAAAUUUUAGUUUGUAGAAAUUUUCAAGUGCCCUAGCCUUACCGUAGCUUUAAGCAAUGACGUGGAGCUCAUUAUUUUAUACUAUUAAAUAGAAUGCACGGAAUAGAACCCUGUGGCCUUAGAUUUGUGAGAUCGGCAACUUAUCUCUCGUUGUUACGGAUGAAAAAAAAACAGAUUGCUUUCUAAAAAAUAGAGUGCUGGAGUUUGAAUAUUUGAUAAGCUUUAUUAU